Ochotona curzoniae (black-lipped pika) is the source of this 1063-nucleotide messenger RNA. It is a transcript of the gene ATP6V1G1, whose product is annotated as ATPase H+ transporting V1 subunit G1. Bases 90 to 446 code for a protein of 118 amino acids. Gene Ontology annotation, biological process: proton transmembrane transport. The transcript has 3 exons. Gene Ontology annotation, cellular component: vacuolar proton-transporting V-type ATPase complex. NCBI's taxonomy places the organism in Eukaryota, Metazoa, Chordata, Mammalia, Lagomorpha, Ochotonidae. Gene Ontology annotation, molecular function: proton-transporting ATPase activity, rotational mechanism. The record is from RefSeq and is a predicted model, not a curated record.
ACGCAGAUUGUGGCUGGCUGGUCAGGUGACGUGAGGAUCCCUCGAGUCGAUUUAGGCCGCUGUUCUAGGCUCCCGCGGUCCAAGCCACCAUGGCCAGUCAGUCUCAGGGCAUCCAGCAGCUGCUGCAGGCCGAGAAGCGGGCCGCGGAGAAGGUGUCGGAGGCCCGCAAGCGAAAGAACCGGAGGUUGAAGCAGGCCAAAGAAGAGGCGCAGGCUGAAAUUGAGCAGUACCGCCUGCAGAGGGAGAAGGAGUUCAAGGCCAAGGAAGCUGCGGCUCUGGGCUCACACGGCAGCUGCAGCAGUGAAGUGGAGAAGGAGACCCAGGAGAAGAUGACCAUCCUCCAGAACUACUUCCAGCAAAACAGGGAGGAAGUCUUGGAUAACCUCUUGGCUUUUGUGUGUGACAUCCGGCCAGAAAUCCAUGAAAAUUACCGCAUCAACGGAUAGAAGAAAGCCGCCCUUAUUCCCUUGGUGGGCGCUGUAGACGCCCUCCUGGGAUGUGACGCUUCAGCAAAGCUCACAUGCUCUGCUCUCCCGACAAGGCAUUAAAAUCUUUUUGUGUGUUACAUAGGAGGGCCCUUCACUGGUUAGCUGCUCUGUACAGAGUUAGAACUUCUCCAAAGAGUUCAUCUUUUUACUUUGUAUUUUUUAGAGAAGUUUAAUAAGUGUGUGUUCUGUGUUUUCCUGUGCCUUUUAGUCUGAGCACCAUGUACGUCGGUGUUGAUAUUUGUCUGUCCUAGAUCUGGUAGGGGGGAAAAAAAGAAAGAAAAAAAAAACCCACAACUCUUUAAAGAAAGAAAGGGAUCACACAGUUUUUCCCCUAUGCUUUCUUGAAGGUCAGGGGCUUGAUCUAUGAAAAAGUAGUGAAUCGCUUCCUGUAACUAGCGUGAAGCAGCAGCUAGCCUUAACGUCAGUUUUAAGGAUGGAAGCACUGAAUUACUUGUGUAAUUGUUUAGGCUGCUUUUAGCUUAAUCAGAAUUACUAGAUGGCAGAAUUUAUUACAUGUUAUACUUGGUGUACUGGUAAUCUCUUAAAAGUAAAGACUUUGUCAUGUGUUCUCUCUC